AUGAUUUCCACUAUAAGAUGCUUUCGUUUCUCUUUUCGUGCGAGGCAAAUCCUUAUUCAGUCAAUGUUGUGUACCCGAAAAGAAAACAACUUGCAUUUGCCUAUCCAAAGUUGCAGUCGACAGCCCUGGAUGUUUCGUCAAUUUCAAAUGAGCGCGACAUCACAAGGACCAAAGGCAAAAAAGCCAUAUCACUUGGAAAGAAUCAAUGAAGAAGAAAUUGAGGAACUCUUUGUUCGCGGGAGUGGACCAGGAGGCCAAAAAAUAAAUAAAACAAGUAUAGUGUCACAACUAAAACAUAUUCCGACUGGUAUCACUGUCCGGUGUCAAGAAACACGUUCGCGAGAACAAAAUCGAAAAAUAGCAAGAAAAAGAUUAGCGGAAAAGGUUGACGAGUUUAAACAUGGAGAAAAUAGUUUAUUGUCGUUAAAAGCACAGAAUAUUGUUCAGAAAAAACGGAAUCGACAGAAAAAAAGCCGAAGAAAAUACGGCCAUGAGAACGAAGAACAGCAAAAUGAUCAGUCUCUUCGCGAAUGCCCAAACGAACAACAAGAAAUCGAAAAGUGA
This is a messenger RNA of Schizosaccharomyces osmophilus, 564 nucleotides long. RefSeq names its product mitochondrial aminoacyl-tRNA hydrolase Pth3 (gene pth3). Gene Ontology annotation, biological process: translational termination. The record is from RefSeq and is a predicted model, not a curated record. Gene Ontology annotation, cellular component: mitochondrion. The transcript has a single exon. The coding region runs from base 1 to 564 and encodes 187 amino acids. Lineage: Eukaryota; Fungi; Ascomycota; Schizosaccharomycetes; Schizosaccharomycetales; Schizosaccharomycetaceae. Gene Ontology annotation, molecular function: translation release factor activity.